AUGAUCUCAACCACAAAAUCUUCUAACGCCACGACAACCCCAUCCCCGCCUGCCCAACAACUGCACCUCCCGUUUCCCCCGCUAGACCUCCCCUCGGCCUUGCCAACGUCAAAACGCCACGCGACCCCACAAAUCAUACAGCCUCCCAUCGGCUGUGUUCAUAUCAAAAUUUGCGCCCAUCACGCCGCCCUGUUACUCUUGCAAUCAGCCCUGGUCAUUCUUGAACAGAGGGAGAUUCUGAACCUGUUUGUUGGCGUUGAGCAAGCCAACCAAUAUUAUAUUUUCAGUUGGACAGGGGAGACCGUGGGCCCCUCGCCAAAGAAGACCAAUGGUCCAGCAGGGCCCUGUUCUGGCAACUUGCGGGCACCAAUUGGGCCUUCCGGGCAAGCACCUGCGUCCUCCGCCCCUUCAGUCUCAUCAACUCGCUCAUCUUUGUUGUGGAUAGUCACACGGAAAAAUUCUGAGGAGUCCGCUGGCCAGGAUGAAGAUCAAAAAGAGUACAAGCAAUUUGCCCGGGUUGACACCGGCUUCCUCUCCCAGUACUGCUUUACCCUUGAUGCUGAUGGCAGGCCAACCGGCACUGUCCAUCCUGUCACCCCCCAGCUGCUUCCUGCUCUGAUCGACAUGGCCAAAGUCACCAGUGAUCUCAAAGGGGGUCGUCAACAGGGCAAUCACCACUGCGCAAAGUUGGUAAUUUCCCCGCCAAUCCCGAUGGAAGCAACGUGCCCCCUCGCAUAA
This is a messenger RNA of Puccinia triticina, 738 nucleotides long. RefSeq lists its product as uncharacterized. The transcript has 3 exons. NCBI's taxonomy places the organism in Eukaryota, Fungi, Basidiomycota, Pucciniomycetes, Pucciniales, Pucciniaceae. Bases 1 to 738 code for a protein of 245 amino acids. The record is from RefSeq and is a predicted model, not a curated record.